AUGGCACCUGCCCGGAGGAAAGGUGAGGCCUCUGCUGGAUCCCAGGGGCCAGCGCCUACUCCACACACCAAACAACGGCCGCCGCCAUCACCCUUCUACUUGCCACUCAACAUAACGCUCUAUCUCUGUGUCAUUACCAAUGGCAUUGCAGCGCUAUAUGCUCCAAUUCAGGAUUGCGAUGAAGUCUUCAACUUCUGGGAGCCGACUCAUUAUCUCGGUCAUGGAUACGGGCUCCAAACCUGGGAGUACUCCCCGGUCUACUCCAUUCGAAGCUGGCUGUAUGUCUCUACGCAUGCGAUGAUCGGUAAAAUUGGAUCUUUCGCUCUUAGCAGCAAGUCUUCCGAAUUCUACGUGAUCCGACUCUUCCUCGCGAUGGUAUGUGCGGCUUGCGAAACCCGACUAUACUCGGCCAUCUGUCGUACCCUAAGCCCCCGUAUCGGCCUCCUCUUCCUCAUGAUCGUUGCAUUCAGUCCCGGCAUGUUCCAUGCAUCGACAGCUUUUCUUCCGUCCAGCUUCACCAUGUACAUGUCUAUGUUGGGUUUGACAGCGUUUCUGGACUGGCGAGGGGGGCAGAAAACAGCGCAAGGGAUCAUGUGGUUCGGGCUCGGUGCGAUUGUCGGUUGGCCAUUUGCUGGAGCUCUGGUGAUUCCUCUUCUACUUGAGGAGGUGCUCAUUGGCUUCUUUUCGUCCAACGUCCGAGGAGUAUUCCUUGGCGUCCUGAAUGGUGCUAUUAGGUGCCUCGUGAUCCUGGCUAUGGAGGUAGCUGUUGAUUACGCUUUCCUGCGCAGACUUGUUGUUGUACCGUGGAACAUCGUUGCGUACAACAUCUUUGGCGGGGAGGGCAGAGGUCCCGAAAUCUUCGGAACUGAGCCAUGGACAUUCUAUAUUCGGAACCUGGUGCUCAACUUCAACAUUUGGUUUGCUUUCGCCAUGGCCGCUGCGCCUCUGUUGGCUCUCCAGGCUCUUUUCCGGCCCCGUGCGACCAGCGUGCAGACCUUGUUGAGAACUGUGACUCUCAUCACUCCGUUCUACAUGUGGUUUGCCAUUUUUACCGCUCAGCCCCAUAAGGAGGAACGGUUCAUGUACCCAGCAUAUCCGUUCCUUGCCCUCAAUGCGGCCAUCUCCUUCCAUAUGGUUCUGUCGUUCAUCGGCUCCAGCAACCCGCAGGAUCUGGUCGGACGCGUGUCCCCAAAGAUCAAACUUGCAGUGGUGAUGUCGGUGGUUCUUGUGGCCCUCAAUGCUGGCCUACUGCGAAUUGCCGGCAUGAUCAGCGCAUACAAUGCUCCGCUGAAGGUAUUCGCGCCGCUGGAGCAGCCAGGGGUUGCUCAGCCAGGCGAUUCGGUGUGUUUUGGCAAGGAAUGGUAUCGGUUCCCGUCCUCGUUCUUCCUUCCCAACGACAUGCGGGCCAAGUUCGUCCGCAGUGAAUUCCAAGGACUGCUUCCGGGCGAGUUUCCCGAGGCCGCCGGCUUCUCGGCUCUCUUUGAGGGAACCUCGCAGAUCCCAACGGGUAUGAACGAUCGCAAUGAGGAAGAUCCCGGCAAAUACGUCGACAUCUCGCAAUGCUCCUUCCUGGUGGACUCGGAAUUCCCGAGCCGGGAGGCAACCGAACUGGAGCCGGCUUACCUCCACAAAGACGCGCAGUGGGAGAAGCUGGCAUGCCAUAGCUUCUUGGAUGCGUGGCAGACGGAAUGGAUCCCAUCAGACUUCAAGCGACCUCCAGCGUCGCCCUAUCCCAACUGGGACGUCCACACGACGAAACCCAUCCCCUAUCGACCGUUUAGAUACGGGCCAAAGUAUUUCGUCACAAUGGGCCUGCGAAGUAUGAAAUGGGACGAAUGGAUCGAACUCGACAACCACUACCUCCGCUACCACGCCGACAAGGCCCGUCGCAUCCAAGAACGAGGCGACAAAUGCUGCAGGACAGCCCCCGAAGCCAUGGACGCCGCCAUCGAGCUCCUGGAAGAGCUCACCACCUACCUCCCCGAACGCUACCCCAGCAUGUUCCUCAAAACCCCCACGGGAAUAACCAACCUCAUCACCCACGAAACCUUCAACAUCACCCAACGCCCCCUCCCCGAAGACCCCAUGACGAUCUGCGCCCGCCUAGUCCAAGACGACCUAGCCAUCAUGCUCGAAAAGCCCGACGGCGAAUACUACCUUCUCGCGGGCGCCGUCCUCCUCGCCGGCUUCUGGCGCCUUGAAGACAAAUACCAAAUGCGGCUCUCCGAAAUCCACACCUCCGGCUCCGUGCCCCAAUACAAAGAAAAGCUCGAAAAGGGAAUGAUGAAUUUCUUCCGUCGGUUAAAACCCGAAGACCCUGUCCUCCGGAAUAACUAUUUCAUUCAAGUGGAUGAUAAUCUCGCCUGGUCGCAUAGUAUUGGGUCCGAGGACUCGGAGGAUGUGUCGUGGAGUACGGCGGAGAAGAACAAGGCGAUUAAUCAUCAUUAUUUCAGAUCGGAGAGACAGUCGUUAAGGAGGUUGCCGAAAACAGGGGCCGUGGUGUUUACCAUUCGGACGUAUUUUGAACCCGUCACGGCGAUUGCGGACGAGGAUUAUGUUCCGGGACGUUGGGGGGAUGAUGAGAAGUAUGAGGAGCAUGAGGAGCAGGUGAUGAGGGGGUUGGAUGUGGAGGGCGAGGAGGUGAGGAAGUAUCCGUUUUGA
This is a messenger RNA of Aspergillus sclerotioniger CBS 115572, 2661 nucleotides long. Its product is annotated as dolichyl-P-Man:Man(6)GlcNAc(2)-PP-dolichol alpha-1,2-mannosyltransferase. The transcript is spliced from 11 exons. Gene Ontology annotation, cellular component: endoplasmic reticulum membrane. Gene Ontology annotation, molecular function: alpha-1,2-mannosyltransferase activity. Bases 1 to 2661 code for a protein of 886 amino acids. The record is from RefSeq and is a predicted model, not a curated record. Gene Ontology annotation, biological process: protein N-linked glycosylation. NCBI's taxonomy places the organism in Eukaryota, Fungi, Ascomycota, Eurotiomycetes, Eurotiales, Aspergillaceae.